Orbicella faveolata is the source of this 435-nucleotide messenger RNA. RefSeq lists its product as uncharacterized. The record is from RefSeq and is a predicted model, not a curated record. Lineage: Eukaryota; Metazoa; Cnidaria; Anthozoa; Scleractinia; Merulinidae.
AUGAGUAUUGUCCAGGCAGUACCGGUUUAUGGACGGCAUACGCAGACAGUGAGAGGAACUACUAGUGAUCCUCUUGAGUACUGGAACUUUAUCAAAUUGUUUGAAAACAGUAUUGUGAGCAAUGAGGCCAGCGAAAGUGAAAAACUCAUGUAUCUCCUUCAGUAUACAUCUGGAGUGGCAAAGGACACGAUCAAGUGUUGUUUAGUCAUGGAUUCAUCCCUGGGAUACCGAAAGGCGAGAGAGCUGCUGGAAGAACGAUUUGGACACCCCUUCACAAUUGCCUCAAAAUACGUAACCAAGUUAAAAGAAGGACCAAUGCUUAAACCAUGGGAUCUCGCAGGAUUGCUUGCAUUUCCGGACAGAUUGACAGACUGUGAACACACUUUGGAAUCCAUUGGAUAUCUGGAGGAGAUUAACAGCGCAGAAAACUGUUAG